GCUGGCAGCGCGCGACGACGGUUUGCCGCUGCGCGCGUUGCGCGUCGCCUCCGUCGCCGAACGCCGUCCGGACGCAACCGAGUGCGGCGGGCUCGAGUGCGGCGCGCACACGACAGCUUGCUUGCUUGUGCGAGUGGAUGUAGCUACGUUGCUGCCGGCGCGGUUGCUUUCUCGGGGGAAGUCGUGCGGCGAUUACCCGCUGCGCAGCGCAGGGGCCACUUCGUCGGGGAGGCCAGCAGGGGUGGGGCAUCCUCCGAGGCGUCGUACAAUCGCCGCCGGUGCUAACCGCCUAAAUCCGUUCCACGCCGCCCUGCCAACGUCGACGUAGCGUCGAAGGGUCAGCUGACCGCUGCGUGGACGAGCUGCGGCGCUGUUGCGGCCUUGAACUCCCGGGAGUGUGCCCAGGUGUGCCCCCGAACACUGCCUACCUGUCCAAGUCGAAGCCGUGAGCAGCGGCGGGCGCUGAGCGCGACCCGCGGCCCGAGUUGACAUGCCGCACUCGGAACGGCGGUCGCAGUCGCUGACGCCCCAGAUGACGGCGUGCGCGGCCGCCCGCAAGGCCGGGGCUUCGGCCGUCGGCGAAGGUCACCGCCACGUGAGCGGCGGCGCCGCGCCUGGCGCCGGAGACCCUGCGAUAGGCGACGACGAGACCUUCUGGGUGCGGGGGCUGAAGCUGCCUCGCGAGUUCUCGCGCACCUUGGUCGAGUCGGCGAUGGAGUACGAACCCCGAGACGACGACGUCUUCGUCGUCUCUUACUCCAAGUGCGGGGCCGCCUUCGUCCAGCACAUCGUGCACCUCAUCUUCAACAAGGGCCACCCGUCUGGCGACUACGUCCAGUGGUCCAAGGCGACGCCGCACUUGGAGCUGGUGGGCGCUGAGGCGGUGCGCCGCAUGCCACGUCCCAACGCCAUCAAGUCGCACCUGCCAGUCCAGCUGAUGCCCUGGUCGGAGCGCGCCAAGUACAUCUACGUGGCGCGGAAUCCCAAGGACUGCUUCGUCUCCAUCUUCCUCAACCGGCAGCUCUUCCUCAAGCAGAAGUCCAUGGACGCCGCGUUCCAGGAGUUCGUGAGCGGCGACAUGAUUUGGGGCGACUACUUCGACCACGUAUGCGGCUGGUACGAGCGGCGCGCGGAGCCCAACGUGAUGUUCCUGCUCUACGAGGACAUCAAGCGGUCGCCGCACGAGGUGAUCGAGAGGCUGGCCCAGUUCCUGGGCGACGAGUGGCUCGAGUCCGUGGCGCUGGACGAGAGCGCGCUCGACAUGAUCGUGCACCACAGCUCGUAUGACUUCAUGAAGGAGCACACCACGCGCACCGUGCACCGCUUCCAGGAGGCCAAGGGCGAGGACGACAAGAAGAACGAAGAAGAGGAAGAGGACGAUGUGGACAACGUGGUGGUGCAGGCGCCCGCCCUGCGCACGCGGACGUUCGCGCGUCGAGGAACCGUGGGCGACUGGCGCUCGACGCUCAACGGCGGCCAGGAGCGCCAGCUGGAGCGGCUCCUCAGGGAGCGCUCCAAGGACUCGGGUCUCUGGAAGCUCUGGCUGGACCUGGACGAAGAGGAUGACAGCGACUUCUGAGUCGUCGAAGAGGUGGCAUGCACAGCCACUGAUUCAUCACCUGGUAGCCGUUUCGAGACCUCCGAAAGAAAGACUUGUGUCCUUGGCACACGUCCUGUAGGACUAAGAAGAAAAAAAACUUUCCUCCGACCUACGCAGAAAAUCUGCGUAGCUUUCGGAACUGGCGAAGGCGCCGGCCUCGUUUCCCGGGGCCGAAUUCGCGUAGGUUCCCAUUCGUAAGAGCUGCUUGCUGUUGGCCGGCUGCCUUUUCUAACAACGUAUCCGACAUCUUGAUAGGCUGUCAGUUGCUCGUGCAAGCAGUUUUCGCGUAAGAAAUUUCUUUUGUGAAUACGGGCCGUGACGCUUGAAGCAGAGCACGUGUAUUUGCGUUUUUUCUUUCUUUUAGAGGUGUCACAUACACGUUAGAUUUUGGGGGUCUUGCCACAUCGUGAGCACGCGAAAUCGGACACAGUUGUAGCACCACAGUUUCGCGCGCCUGGCCCUGCAUUUGCUCGAUGAAGAGCUUGCUUGAUCAUUCACGCGAGCAGGGCCGCUUUUCUCUCUCUCUCUCUUUUGUGGCAGAAGGUCGCUUCUAAACGGUAAAACCGCGAGCCAUUGCCAGUCGGUAGUGAUAACGACGCAGAAGCCCUCAUAUAGGAGCGGCCACUUUCACACGGCACCAAGGACACGAAUCACUUGUAUCUCUGGACAUGCAUACAUUCGUGCACCCAGCGGUCGGCAACGUAUUCUGAAUGACCACAGAAAUGACUCGCCCUACGACAUCUGCAAGGAGAAAGUUAGGCGACCGGGCUACAUACGACGUAUGCGAGACAUCUCUACUUCAUAGCGUGUCUGUCGUGCAGUGUUCUUGCGUUCAGCGGGUUCUCGAAACGUCGAACUCGCUCUGGAUCAUUACGUGCAAUGUAUACGCCACCUACAACUUCGUAUGCAGGCAGAGACAUUUGUAUAGUCAUCCUGAUAAUCGCGAACAAGUUUUUUUUUUUUUAUAGGCAUGUACAAGAAAGCUGGACAGCGGUGUAUAGUCUUGAAAUUCUACGCGUCUGACUUCGUAAUAGUCGAAUAAGACAUAUCGCUGUCGAGUUGAGAACCCUUAUCAUCGUUCGUGCACGAGCAAGAGAGUUUUAGCAUCCGCUAAAACUCUGACGCCGAAGCGUGCAUCGUAUGUUAUAUAGUAUAGCUUCGCGCUGUGUGCGAGCACACGCGUACUCGUUUUCGCCACGGAAGCUGGCAAAAAGACGCAAGUAUAUGUGGCACGUUGUAAGUAUAAAGCCUUUUGGGGGCUAUGGUACGCAAGCGCUACCCUGAGGUCCAGUUCCUUUUUUUUUUUUUUUUUUUUUUUGUACCCGACAUUUUGCAGCGCUGCGAACCACACGAAUGACAGAGGUUGAUAACGAGUGCUCCGUGAUGUGUCCGUUCAGGUCUGCGUGGUGCGAACCAAAAAAAAAAAAAAAAAAAAACAGCUGUGCUUCAUCGUGGCUGUGGAGCAGGAGGUCGCGUGUUCGAAUUUCGGAUUCGGCGGCCACUCUCCGAAGGGGCGGAUUGCAAGAACGCUCGGGUACCGAUAUUUGGGCACAUGAUAAGGAAUAAGCGUUCAAUAUUAAAUAUGGGAAGUACAAUAUUGAAGUGUAAGCUGCUGAAGAGUAAAUAUAACAUCUUAUUUACAACAGGAAAAUGGGACAAAAUUUAUCACUGAUUUUUUAGCUUCUCUCUUCCACGUUUGCUCUUCCGAUUCAGUAUCUGUUCAAGAAAAUAAAAGCGCUGUCAAACGGCGCAGUACGUAACACACGUGCGGAGGUUCCGCCCGUGUAGCUUUCUCUUCAUUGCUGCCGAAAGUUGUUCGCGAGUACAGCUCUAAUCACCAAUAUAGACCAUCUUCCUCGUCCAGAGGACCAAAGUAUUCAUUUUGCAAGGACUGUAGCGGGAACCGAUUCGUUGACCCUUGCGCAUAGCGUCACUUGGAGCAGGAAACUGCACUCUUGGCGUGCGAGAGGUACGGGGAUCGUUACCCCGCACCUCCACCAAAAUGUUACGCGAACGAAGGAUUAAGUACUGGAGACUAUUUACAAGUAUAUUUACAAAGGAUAGCUGCACCGCUGGCCAGAUCAGCCGACAGCUCGAGAGCAAAGAGCAGUUCGUCGUCUUCGUCUGGGCGCCCGCGCGCAUCGUCCAGAAGAAACACGCAAUUUGCAUGUAUCAAUAUGAUACGGCACCAAUACUAAUGGCUGAGCGACUGGUUCCGUAGGCCGCGCUUUCUUGCGUGUUCAUUUCCGACAUCUUCUCUAGCUGUCACUUGAAGCGUAGCGUCAAUCUGAAGUUAUUUGCGGUUCACUUCAACAACACGCUUUUUGUUUUUGUCAGAUGUCGCGGACGUAUACCUGUAUAUCCCUCUGUCUGUCUUUUUUUUUAACUUACGAUGCAUUGGAAUAGCUGCGCACUCUAACUGUAUCACAUAAGCAUUUUUAUGAAAACAAAUGUGCCAAUAUUCGUAUGAAAUCGCCUUAGGAAGUAAGUCGAGUUCCUAACAAUGUUUCGCACAUUUUUUUAACGGAUAUACGCCCUUCGGGCACCGUGGUUGAUUCAAAAGGUGCUAAUUUAGGUCUUUAGUUUGCAGCACCUUCGAAGUCGGAUAGUCCAUAUAGACCAUCUUUUCGCUGCAUGCGAUACGCUCCUCAAUGCAGUGGCUCUGUGCAAAUACACAUUCCUUCAUGAGAACCGCUUUACGAAGCAAAUUCACCCUCAUUUAUCACCCACAGAUCAAUAGCAUUUGCACUAUUCCUGCAGUUGGCUCAUGACUACCUCCUUAACAUCGCUGCGGAUAGUCUAAAAAAUGCGUUUUCAGAGAUUGCGGUUUCACCAACGCCUUUUCCAGCAUUCCUUGUACGACAAAUGGAAGGUUUCCUACAACUUGAUAAGCUAAAGUCAAUGAAAGGAGGAGCAAAGUUCAGUUUCUUUCUUUCUUUCUCUCUUUUUUGCCAUUUUCCCCCGAUUCAGAGCGUAGUCUUACUCUGACUACACUCUGCAAUCUGCUUUCAAACAAUUUGGCACACACAUGUGCACACGACGGCAUCAGUAUAGUGUAGAUUCGACGAUUUCGUCUGAAACUACGCUAACAUUCCGAAUUUUCAUUCCAAACCCGCCAUGGCACGAAGUUAUUAUUAGCAUGAUAGAGAUGCUGUUCUUUUCGUUUUUAAAUGCACUCGUCUUGUUCCGUCGCAGAGGUUUAUUGCACUGGUGCUGUAAAACUUUACUUUUGAACAAAAGUAUAUCGCAGAAAAAAAUAAAGAAGCUCCUAUAUGCGGGCUUUCCAUCUAGUCAAACACUAAAGCACGUUGCCAUCUCUGGCCCAUUAAAACCAGGGUUGUUGACUUGUAUACUGAAACGAGCUGACGCAAUCUCUGCCCUUGAUCACAAAAAUGAUACAGAGCAUCUCUAAAGAUCCAAUUCAAGUUCAACUCGAUUCAAUUUAUUUAUUUAUUGCCAGGGGUAUGAGGUAGAUACAGAAGGUCGGAAAGGGCAGCAAAAAGCAAAGUGUCAUAUACAUAUAGAAAUGUGUGUAAAUACAUAAACAGUAGGGCAUAACUAAACAGUAGGGCAUAACUAUAUGGAAAUACUAAAUCAAGCUUACACGUACUGUAUAAGAAAGCACACAACUCUUAAUUUAAAUUAGCUAAUGGCAGAAUAUUUCACGAGGCCAGUGGGCCAUAAACCCACUGAUUGAAUUGAAUCCAAUAAGCUUAUUCACGCCUAUCUGACUGACUAUCCAUGCAUGUCAUCGUCUCUCUCCGCUAAUCGCAUUGCUUGCUUCCUUGGGACCUGGGCAGAUACCGAAAAGGCGCGACUCUUUCGACUUCCCGCUUGCCUCAUAUCGCGCAUUCAACGCAAGCAAACCUAAAUAAGACCGAUUACGUUCUUAGAUUUUCAGCCAUAUAUGGAGUCAAAAGCAAAAAAAAAAUGUCUUCGUAUUACUUUCGGUCGUCCACGAUCGUUCCUUUACAUCACUUUCAGCUGGUCGCUUCAGAGCGAUACAACAGCGUCAUAAUGAAGGUCGUGCAAUAAGUCGGCCGUAGCCAUCAUAAGCAGCACCAGCACUGGCAGCCUAUUUGACCGUUCACUGCAGGACGAAGGCUCCUUCUUUAGCAAUCUCCAAUUAAUCUUGUCUUGCGUGAGCUAGCUCCUCCCUAUAUGCUAGCGAAUUUCCUAAUUUCAAUGCACCAUCCUUUGGUUCUGUGCCGUCCACGACUGCGCUUUCCUUCCAUUGGCCCCCAUAUUGUAACUCUUGUGAAACACCGAUUGUCUGUCUACAUAUUGCACGACCGCUUCAACUACACUUGUUCCUCUCAAUCUCAAUUAGAAUAUCAGCUAAUCCCUGUUUGCGCUCUAACCCACACCGCUGUCUGUCUCAAUGUGGCACCUAUCAUUUUCCGUUCCAUCAAUAAUUGGUUUAAGGCAGUAUAAUUGUAAGCCACCUGCGGUGUCUAUAAAGGAGCCAUCAUUUAUCGCUUUUAGACCCUACGUAUUCUUGAAACACAUCUUGAAUGAUGCCUUUCAAUACCUUUUUUUAGUACAUAUAGCCGUAGUGCUAUAAGACGAUCAGUAGAACGCAGUGUUAGUGGUCAUUUUUCUGCUGGACGUAUUGAGCGACCAAGGCAUGCAGGCAGCGCCUGUGUCACAUCCGCGAGCUUACGCCCCCGUAAUGCAUGCGGAACGUUGUCGUUGUUUUCUAACAACUUCCGUAAACAUUGUUGAUGGCUUCGACAAAGCCACUUGGCAUGCCGACGCUCUAUUGCUUCCAAAUGCAUAAGCAAGCAAAUGAAUAGAAGCGAAUGCACUGUAAGCACUUAAGGCGCCACGAACGCUGGAGUUUUAUUACGUAGCGGCUUAAAUACGUUCACAAGGCAGGGAACAAAGCGCCGAACAUAGCGCAGUAGCGUCGCUCCAACACGCGCCGGCGACGUUGCACUCAACGACGUGCAAGUUCCUCAAGCGUCAUCACCGUGUUUUUCAGCCCUUCGAGAUGAAUAACCUCUAUCAUUUACAGCUUUUAUGACAUAUGUCUUUGUUGUUCGUUUACUUGCAGAACGUUGCUUGUUUUAUUUUAUUGUUUCUUUGAUCUUGUCAAUGAGGCCAUUGAUCGCAUCGGUAAAUAAGCUGUUUGAUAGAAUAGGUACUGUUGGUGCGCUUUAGCAAACACUCAUCCAAUUCAGUUCAUCCACUGAGAUCGCCCUUCAUCAUAGUUGAAUCCAUCACGUUUUGUUAUUGUUUAAAUAAAGAGACAAACAACUGGGA
This is a messenger RNA of Dermacentor silvarum, 6865 nucleotides long. Its product is annotated as sulfotransferase 1C2. NCBI's taxonomy places the organism in Eukaryota, Metazoa, Arthropoda, Arachnida, Ixodida, Ixodidae. Gene Ontology annotation, molecular function: sulfotransferase activity. Gene Ontology annotation, cellular component: cytoplasm. Bases 491 to 1579 code for a protein of 362 amino acids. The record is from RefSeq and is a predicted model, not a curated record. Gene Ontology annotation, biological process: sulfation. The transcript has 4 exons.